CGACCGCGGCCUCAUCUACGAAACACCACCUCAAGCAUACUAAGGACCUCAGCUAGGACUAGGACGAUGUCGACGGAGUCGAAGGAUGUGCCCGCGGACCCGUCCGCGCUCCAGCCCUCGGCGGAGCAGGAGCUGCCAAAGGCCAACUUCGAGGUGUCCCCCGUGCCCCCGAAUCCGCUCGGCGAGGGCCGGUAUAUCAAGACUGCCGCUGCGCUGGUCAUCGGAGACGAGAUCCUGAACGGGAAGACGCUCGACCGGAACUCGAACUACUUCGCGCGGUUCUGCUUCGAGAACGGGAUCGACCUGAAGCGCAUAGAGGUCGUGCCCGACGAGGAAGACGACAUAGUCGAGGCCGCGCGCCGCCUCGUCAAGAACUUCGACUUCGUCAUCACGACGGGCGGGAUCGGCCCCACGCACGACGACAUCACGUACCAGUCGCUCGCGGCCGCGUUCGGCCAGCCGCUCGCGCACCACGCGGAGACCCUCCGGCGGAUGGGCGAGAUGAUCAAGCACCGGACGGACGUCGCAAACCAGACCGAGGAGCAGCGCGUCGCGCGCGAGCGCAUGGCGCUCUUCCCCGCGCACGCGGAGGUUCUCUACAUCGCGCCCGACGUCUGGGUGCCGGUCGUGCGCCUCGAGGGCAAGCUCUGCGUCUUCCCCGGGAUCCCGAAGCUCUUCCAGCGGAUGGUCGACGGGCUCGCGCGGCUCCUCCCGCUGCCCCCGCCGGACCAGCGCCCGUUCCGCCAGCAGGUCUUCACAAACCUGCCCGAGUCCUCCAUCGCGCCGUACCUCACGCGGCUCCAGGCGCGCGUCAAGGACGCGGGGGUGCGCGUCGGGUCGUACCCGCUGCUCGCGAAGGGCGUGUACGUGUCGCUCAUCGGGCGCGAUCGGGAGAAGGUGAGUGCGCUGGCCGAGGAGGUCGCGCGGGAGCUGCAGGGGCGGCUGGUGAGCGAGGAGGAGGCGCAGAAGGAGAAGGCGGCGCUCUGAGGUAGCGUGGUGUGGCGCUGGGGUGGGGUUUGACGGGGCUGGGGAGAUUGGAGGCGCCGGUUGUGUAUUGAUGGUGUAGUGUGCGAUGUUUGUUUAUGGAGUAUUCGCGCCAUUUUGGUCCCCCGCGGAGCGUAGUACCGGACGUACACAAGCUGAAGUCACGUCGGCAUCUUCGGGUCCCACCGCGCGCAUUUCUUGUGGCUGCCACAGUCUUUCUCCAGGUAGACACUAAGGAGCAAGGUUUCCUCCGCUCCUCUUCUCCUAGCAUGCUGGAAUUGCACCGGCUAUCGUCACCCACAUCAUAUGCACGAGUGAUGAUGUGCGAGUCCAUGAAGCGGUCCUAUGCGAGGCUAUGUCGCUCGUCAAAGCGCACUUCGAGAGUGGCCUGCGCGGACCGUGCCGCGCUAACGUUGCGUUACACCCCGCUCUCCCGGAGUCCCACACGGAUUAUGCUACGCGGCUCCUGGCAUCAGCCCAGCUGUCAGAGAAGGCGCACCGGGACUGGUGCGGCCGACUCGGAGGGCCCAGAUGGCUGUUAGUGGGCGCGCCUUGAUCGAGUGUAAUCAGAGCCGAUCUCGUAGAUACUGUUUUUCGGCCACGUUUUCCGGCCAACAUCGGGUGUAGUGAGGAGAUACCUUGAGCGAGCUGCAGGAACACAGCAGGAACACAGCAGGAAGUUGGAACAACACCUGAACUGGGCCAGCAUUCAUGUACAGCCUAACAUUCCCCUCCCACCCCAGUAGCUAGUAGCCUCCCUCAAUUCUCC
This is a messenger RNA of Dichomitus squalens LYAD-421 SS1, 1753 nucleotides long. Its product is annotated as Molybdopterin binding protein. NCBI's taxonomy places the organism in Eukaryota, Fungi, Basidiomycota, Agaricomycetes, Polyporales, Polyporaceae. The record is from RefSeq and is a predicted model, not a curated record. The transcript is spliced from 8 exons. The coding region runs from base 67 to 987 and encodes 306 amino acids.